This is a messenger RNA of Panicum hallii, 1899 nucleotides long. RefSeq names its product protein ALP1-like. The record is from RefSeq and is a predicted model, not a curated record. NCBI's taxonomy places the organism in Eukaryota, Viridiplantae, Streptophyta, Magnoliopsida, Poales, Poaceae. The transcript is spliced from 2 exons. The coding region runs from base 400 to 1524 and encodes 374 amino acids.
UAAUGAAGUUUUUCAUUAACAUGGAGACAUCAGAAGGCAGGGUGGCAUCCCUGAGAAGAUAUUGAAAGGAAAAAAAAUCUAGAUUAGUGUACCAUAUUGAUGUAAUAAUUGUGUGUGCAAACCAUGUGUGUCACUGGACAUUUGUGUGCCUAUUCUAUUUGUGUUGAACAAUGUCGUUGUCUCAUAUGUUUAUGACCCAUUACUGUUUGUUGUGUCAUAUGUCCUUAUCUCAUUUGUUUCCUGGUUCAUUACAAUUUCAGGUCUCACAUAGCAUUGUCUCAAUUGUUUACUAAUGCAUUACUGUUUGUUGUCUCACAAGAAUUGGAUGCUCAGUUGGACUCAAGUGACAAAGAGCUGCUGAACUUGUUACAGGAGGACGCUGAGCAUGAGAAGCAAGUGAUGGAGACGAUCUUCUUUUUUGGUAUGUAUCAUGACACUUAUAUGCACAAAAAUAAGAGGAGGACAGCCCCUAAAAGUGGUCAAGAGUGGGUGAUGAGGAAUUUAGCUGAUGAAACUGAAUGUUACAAAUUGUUUAGGAUGACACCACCAAUGUUUUAUAAACUACAUGACCUGUUAGUGCAAUCUUAUGGCCUCAAGUCAACAUCAAAGUCUAAUAGUAUAGAGGCUGUAGGAAUGUUCCUUUGGAUGGUUGGUGCAUCUCAGUCAGUCAGACAAGUAGAUAAUCGACUGCAAAGGUCACUAGAGACAGUGCACCGCAACUUUGGAAAAAUUUUAAAAUGCCUUGUCAAACUAGCUGCUGAUAUAAUUAGGCCAGUGGACCCAGAAUUCAAGACAAUACACCGACGGUUGCAAUGUCCAAGAUUCAGGCCACACUUCAAUGAUUGUAUAGGGGCAAUUGAUGGAACUCAUGUGGAAGUUGUAGUGCCAAAUGAUAAAAAGGUUCAAUAUCUUUGUCGAAAGGGUCACACAACACAAAAUGUGCUUGCAGUUGUAGACUUUGACAUGAGAUUUACAUUUGUGCUUGCUGGAUGGCCGGGAUCAGUGCACGACAUGAGAGUGUUCAAUGAUGCCAUCAACAAGUACAAAGAAAGGUUUCCACACCCACCUCUAGGGAAGUACUACCUAGUGGAUUCGGGAUAUCCAAAUCGUGCAGGUUAUCUUGCACCUUACAAGGGGACAAAAUACCAUCUACCAGAGUUUCGUAAUUCCACAAUGCCCAGAGGUACGAAAGAGACCUUCAAUUUUACUCAUUCUUCACUUAGAAAUGUCGUGGAAAGGGCCUUUGGAGUUUUAAAAAUGAAGUGGAGGAUAUUGUUGAAAGUGCCAAGCUACCCACCGGCAAAGCAAGCCCGAAUAAUUGUAGCAUGCAUGGCAUUGCAUAAUUUUAUUAGAGAGAGUAAGCUCAUGGAUGAACACUUUGAUCGUUGCGACCGUGAUGAGCACUAUGUUCCAGUUGAGGCAUCAAUGUCACAAACACGUACACGGGACACAGGACGAUUGGAUGAAGAUUGCAACAUGAAUGAAUUUCGAGAUCAACUGGCCAAUGCUUUGUACAAUAGAUAGUGCAAAUUUGUGUACUUUGUAUGGAAUUGUUUUGUAUGGAAUUGUAUGAACUUUGGAUAAAUAAUUGUAUGCACUUUGGUUUGGACUGUAUAAAUUUUAGAUUGUCAAUUUUAUGCACUCUGUAUGAAAUGGCGGGAAAGAGGUGGCGGGAAAGGGGAUAUGAGAGGGAGAAAAGAGGUUUAAAUGAGAUUUUGCCAAAACUUUUGCCAUUUGGGUCCAAACACCCCUAAUGGCAAAACUUUUGCCACUUUUGGCAAAUGGCAAAAUUUUUGCCCUUUUGCUCUUUUGCACUUUGGAUCCAAACACUACUUAAAAACUGAAACUGUAAUAGCUUGGUAGAGCAAGAUAGAUGUGCAGUAUAAGCGGGAUAAUGUG